Perca fluviatilis (European perch) is the source of this 4351-nucleotide messenger RNA. It is a transcript of the gene ehmt1b, whose product is annotated as euchromatic histone-lysine N-methyltransferase 1b. Gene Ontology annotation, molecular function: zinc ion binding; p53 binding; protein-lysine N-methyltransferase activity. Gene Ontology annotation, cellular component: nucleus. The coding region runs from base 52 to 4101 and encodes 1349 amino acids. Lineage: Eukaryota; Metazoa; Chordata; Actinopteri; Perciformes; Percidae. The record is from RefSeq and is a predicted model, not a curated record. The transcript is spliced from 26 exons.
ACUCCCUCACACACACACUCUCUCUCUCUCUCUGACGCCUUCUUCUUCUCAAUGGAGGCCAUGAGAAGAAAGCAGCCCGCUGGUCUAGCCAAGGGCAGCUUGGAUAAGGGUGUAUCCACAAAGAAAGAGGAACGUGAUGCAACGAGCAACGGAGAGGAUAAACCAGAUGGAGACAAAGAGAUAGCAGCCAGACUGGCCUCUUCCCCUCCAGCGGAGACGAUGCUAAACGGCACCGAAUGUGACGACAGGAGGCACAAGAGCCCGACACACGGCUCGGCCACCGCCACCGCCAACAAGACUUUACUGCUGGCGACUGAGAACGGCAUGUUGGACACGGAGCCGCCACACGGCUCCGUUACUGGAAGCAAUGGAUUUAUUCUCACUAAGCCGCAGCAGGAAGGCGGCUCUGCAGCGGGGCCAGGUUCGGGAGCUCCCCCCCACAGGACUAACUGGUUGCCUUCGGGCUCACCGACAGGGGGACACACGGCCAAAUCUCCCCCGGGCUCGGCGACUGGCGGCGCACCGAGUUCAUGUGCACUAAGGACUGACCCCAGCACGGGGACUACGUCGGGUCGGGAGACCCCAGACACUAAGAAUGGCACCGCCUCGUCUCCUGCCCCGCCUCCAGCACCCGUCACCAUACACAGAGCGCGCAAGACCAUGUCCAGACCUGCUGUCAGCCCGGCACAAAAGCUUCUUAACAGGGAAUUAAGAGAAGCAAAGAGUGCCAAAAUGGAGAAAAUUGAGUCUCCUGUUGCACCUGAUGCUCCGAAAUCCUCGCAGCAGCCCUCCGCGCAGAACCAUCUACCUCAGAGUCCGCCGGAUACGCUAGCUUCAGCACAAACUGCUUCAUUGGAUUCACCAGCACCUCCUCCAGCUCCCGCGGCACCUCCGGCUCCUCCAGCUCCCGCGGCUCCUCCGGCAGUCCCCGAGACUCCUCCAGCCCCCGAGACUCCUCCAGCCCCCGAGACUCCUCCAGUCCCCGAGACUCCUCCAGCCCCUGAGACUCCUCAAGCCCCCUCGGCUCCUCCAGCCCCAGCCAAGCUCCAAUUAGGUCCCUACUCAGGAGGGUUGUCAUCCCGUAAGAAGAAGAGGAGGAUGGGAAUGUACAGUCUGGUUCCCAAGAAGAAAACCAAAGUGCUUCGGCAGAGAAGUGUGCUGGAAAUGUUUAAGGAGCUACAGCAGUCUGCCAAGAGCCCGCAGACUAAAGAGGUAGCAAACCUAAAUGGGGAGAAGGUGGAAAAUGCGUCCGAGGAGGAAGAGUCGGAGGAGGUGGAGUCUGAGGAAGAGGAGCGACGGCAGCCAACAGAAGAACCUAUCGGUGCUGCACAGGAAGCAGCAUCUGAACCUAUCUCUCAGGUGGGGGAGGAGCAGGAGUCUGAAGAGUCUGGAGAAGAAGAGGGAGAGGAGGAGGGCACAGAGUCUGACUUGAGCACAGAGUCCAGUCUGAAGAAGAAGUUGAAAAAGAAAAUAAAGAGGGACAGCGCGUGGCUCAGGCCGUCUAGGAAACGGAAGAGGAGGAUAAAGGCCAAAGAACUGGAGGCGGGGGAUCAGCCUCAGGCUCCAGCCCGCGCCCAGGCAGGCGUUGGGAAGGAGUGCACGCAGUCUGUCAUCCUCAACAAGCCCCAAGAGCCGGCGCCUCGCUCACAGAACAAAGACGCUUCAGGUUCAGCCAUGGAGGAGGUUCAGGAGCUUCCGCUCUGCAGCUGCCGCAUGGAGACGCCCAAGAGUCGAGAGAUUCUCACCCUGGCAGACAAGAAGUGCAUGGCCACAGAGAGCGUCGACGGACAGCUGACCCGCUGCCAGGGUGCCAUACUGAAACACGAAAUGAUGCGUCCCUCCAACUCUGUUCAGCUGCUGGUUCUGUGCGAGGACCACCGCAACGGCAUGGUGAAGCACCAGUGCUGCCCCGGCUGUGGCUUCUUCUGCAGGGCUGGGACCUUCAUGGAGUGCCAGCCAGACCCCAGCAUCUCCCACCGUUUCCACAGUGCGUGUGCCUCGAUGCUGAAAGGUCAAAGCUUCUGUCCCCACUGUGGAGAGGAGGCCAGCAAGGCCAAGGAGGUCACCAUCGCCAAGGCCGACACCACCUCCACCGUGCCCUGCACGCUCGCACACGGACCCGCCACGCCUGGGAUCCCCGAGGGCCGAGCAGACACCACCACUGGCAGCUCAUCUCGUCUGGCUGCGGGGGCUGAAGUCAGCGGCAGGGCCGACAGCUCGCUGUCCAAUCGCUCUGCCCAGGGACUCGACGCCUCUGCUGUUCCUGGGUCAUCCAGGACCGCGUCACUGCUGGCUGGGGCGGGGACCUCUGUCCCACCUGCAGUCCCUCAAGGAGCAGCUAGAGAGACUCUAGAGAGCAUCCUGGUAGCGCUCGACACAGAGAAGCCCAAGAAGCUGCGUUUUCACCCCAAACAACUUUACCUCUCGGCCAAACAGGGAGAACUCAAGAAGGUUGUGCUCAUGUUGGUGGAUGGUAUCGACCCUAACUUUAAGAUGGAGUCUCAGAACAAACGCACGCCGCUCCACGCUGCAGCUGAAGGAGGAUACAAAGACAUCUGCCACAUGCUCGUACAGGCCGGCGCGAACGUGGACAUGUGUGACGAAGAUCAGCGGACGCCACUGAUGGAGGCCUGUGAGAACAACUACAUGGAGACGGUCCAGUACCUGCUGAGAGCUGGAGCCAGCGCCACACACAAGGAUGUUGAAGGAUUCACGUGUCUCCACCUAGCGGCAAAGUCUGGCCAUUACAGCAUCGUUGAGCACAUUCUGUCCACAGGAUUGAUCAACAUCAACUGUCAGGAUGAUGGAGGUUGGACAGCCAUGAUCUGGGCGACAGAGUACAAGCACGUGGACCAGGUGAAGCUGCUUCUGUCCAAAGGAGCCGACAUCAGCAUCAGGGACAAGGAAGAGAACAUCUGCCUUCACUGGGCAGCGUUCUCAGGCAGCGUGGAGAUCGCCGAGCUGCUCCUAAACGCCCGCUGCCACCUGCAGGCUGUCAACAUCCACGGAGACUCCCCUCUACACAUCGCCGCUCGGGAGAAUCGCUUAGAAUGUGUCACGCUUUUCCUGACUCGAGGAGCUGAUGUGUUUCUGAAGAACCGCGAGGGAGAAACUCCUCCAGACUGCUGCAGCCACAACUCCAAGGCCUGGGCGGCGCUGCAGGCCAACAGGAGGGAGAGGGACGCCAAGAACACCAGGCUCGCUCGGGCAGAGGAAAAAGUCCUUCACAGUGACAUAGCUCUGGGGCAGGAGAGAGUUCCCCUUCCCUGUGUCAACUCUGUGGACAGUGAACCUUACCCAGAUGACUACAAAUACAUCCCUGAAAACUGUGUCACCUCCCCCAUGAACAUCGACAGGAACAUAACCCACUUACAGUACUGUGUUUGCAAAGAAGACUGUUCGACAAGUAUCUGCAUGUGUGGACAACUCAGUCUGCGGUGCUGGUACGACAAGAGUGGUCGUCUUCUACCUGAAUUCUGCCGUGAGGAGCCUCCUCUCAUCUUUGAGUGUAACCAUGCGUGCUCCUGUUGGAGGAACUGCAAGAACCGCGUAGUGCAAAAUGGACUCAGGACCAGGCUUCAGCUCUUCAGGACCAGUAAGAAGGGCUGGGGUGUCCGAGCAGUACAAGACAUACCACAGGGGACCUUUGUGUGCGAGUACGUCGGGGAGAUCAUCUCCGAAGCAGAAGCAGAGCUGAGGCAGAUUGACACCUACCUGUUCAGCCUGGACGAUAAGCCACAAGAUCUAUACUGCAUCGAUGCUCGUUUCUAUGGAAACAUCAGCCGCUUCCUCAAUCACAUGUGCGAGCCCAAUUUGUUUGCCUGUCGAGUGUUCACGACGCACCAGGACCUUCGUUUCCCACACAUUGCCUUCUUCGCCAGUGAAAACAUCAAGGCUGGAGAGGAGCUUGGAUUUAACUACGGCGACGACUUCUGGGAAGUCAAAAGCAAGCUGUUCAGCUGCGAGUGCGGCUCGUCCAAGUGCAAGUACUCGUCCGCGGCCAUGGCGUCGCUGCAGGCCGACAGCACCCCGGAGAACCAGCAGCAGCCCAGCGCGUCUCCCGACACCAGCUCUUCCACCAGUCCCUCCAGCCCCUCCUAAAGACGCCGCCACACUACACUUCGCCUACACGUACACCGCUGUCGGACACACGAGGGCGGCUGUCUCCAUCCUCCUUGAACUUUAAACUUUUUUUUUAAUCCGUGAACUCGUACUGUAUCUUCACUUCUGAUAUAAAAACCAUGGACCUUCGCGAGAACCCGUACAACGUCGUCACACGGAACCAGAUGCACAAUCGAAUCCUGGAAGAGCUUCCUGCUCCUUUUUUAAUUCCACCUCGUGUAACAUGAAC